AUGCAACACCGAUUCACCCACAAAACAAAUGUUAAUAACAAUGACACUUUAACAUGGUCGGGCUUUUAUAAAAAGCCUUUGCAAGAACCACCAUUAUCACCAUCAUCCACCUCUUCUUCAGUAUACGCAACACCUAAUACUUCGCCUUGUACUUCACCCAUUAGUUUAAAUUUUACAAAUAAUAAUAAAGAAGUCAAUUAUUUAGUCAACAAAUUGGAAUCUUUAAAUGUUAACGAUAAUAAUUUUCCUAUCAACGGACUUGAUGAAAAUAUUGCUGAUAAUAUGAUUGAAAAUUGUUUGCCAGUUGGUUUAGCUCUUAAUUUUGUAAUCAAUGAUAAACCAAUAGUUAUACCUAUGUCAAUCGAAGAACCAUCAGUCAUUGCUGCUGUUUCUGGAGCUGCUAAAACAAUAUCCUCUUAUAAAGGUUUUACAGCAAUAGCUCCUGAAAGAAAUAUGAUAAUAGCUCAGGUUGCUCUUUUAGAUAUUCCUGAAGAUUCCAUGAACCUGUCAAUUAAAAAGUUAUUGGAUAAUAAAAUAGAAAUAAUUAAAUUUGCUAAUAAAUUUUGUGAAAAUAUGGUUGAAAGAGGUGGCGGAGUAUUAGAUAUCGAUGUUAGGAGAGUCCCACAUGUAUGUGAUGCCAUGGGAGCUAAUUGUGCAAGUAGCGUGGCUGAAGGUGUAGCACCAUUAUUGAGCGAGAUAACAGGUGGUAGAAUUGGUUUACGAAUAGUAAGCAAUUUAAAUGUGGAAAGAAUUGUUAAAGCAUCGUUUUCUAUACCAGUAUCAAUGCUUGCUUAUAAAGAUCUAUCAGGUGAAAAGGUAGCUAAUCAAAUGAUAGAGGCUUAUGAAUUUGCAGAAAUAGAUGAAUACCGUGCUACAACCCAUAAUAAAGGUAUUAUGAAUGGAAUUGAUGCUGUUGCCAUUGCUACUGGUCAAGAUUGGAGAGCCAUCGAAGCUGCUGCACACGUAUGGGCUUGUGAUAAUUCGAGAAACAACAACAACAAUAAAGAUGCUGAUGAUAAUGGCAAUGAUUAUAAUUAUUAUCGACCUUUAACAUCUUAUUGGAUCGAAAAAAAUGAAAAUGGCAAUGGUGAUGACCAAAAACAACAACAAUUAAUGUUUUGUGGUGAAUUGGAAAUGCCAAUAACUGUUGGAACUGCUGGCGGUGUCUUGAAAACUAACCCUGUCUAUUCAUAUAACCUUGGAAUUAUGGGAUAUCCUAAUACUAAAGAAUUAUCAAUGAUUAUGGCGUGUGUAGGACUUGCACAAAACUUUGCAGCUCUCAGAGCACUAUCAACUGAAGGAAUACAACGAGGCCAUAUGAGUUUACACGCAAAAAAUCUAGCUAUAGCAGCCGGUUGUCCAACUGAUACUGUCUCCAGUAUAUCACAACGUAUGAUUGAACAAGGACGUAUAUCUUUGUCAGCAGCUAGAGAACUUUUGGAAUUAUGUACAAUAGAAAAAGGAAAAAAUACAGAAAUGUCAGCCGAUAAUUUGGAUUUGCUGGAAAAAAUAAAUUAUCUUAAAAGUUUAAGAGCCAUUCGCGAACGUUCAAAUAAAAUUUAUCAAAAGGGCGAAACCAACAACCUUGAUCAUUUCCAUGUAAAUCUAUCAAAUAUCCAAGAGGUUAUUAAUGUAAUGGCCUCACUUAUUAAGCGUGAUUAUAAAAAUAUCAAUGAUAUUCCACCUCAUGGCCGUUGGCGUCAUUUUGAUGUUGGGGGACAUUCACGUAUUUGGACUCUGAUCAAUUCUUGGAAAGAUGAUUGUGAUACACUUGAAAUAACUCGGAGAAUUCUUGAUUUAUUUGUUGUGUCAGUUUUGUUAGAUGCUGGUGCUGGAAAUACUUGGUCUUAUAAGGAAAUUGGAUCCGGUGAAGUGUAUAAUAGAUCUGAAGGAUUAGCUAUCGCUUCAUUGGAUAUGUUUAAGUCUGGCAUUUUCUCUAGUCAAGAAAAUCAACCACAUCAAGUUAAUGCUGACAAACUGAUAAAUAUUAGUGUAAAUGAUGUUAGUAAAUCUUUCCAGGUUAAUGAUAAUAACCUUUUGGCAGGUCUUGAAGGUCGUUCUAAUUUGUUGGUUAGGUUGGGUCAUGCAUUGAAAAAUCAUCCUGAGUUUUUUAAAUUAAAUGAUAAUUUGCCACCAAGACCUGGAAAUUUAUUAGAUUAUCUUUUAUCAAAUUCGAUAAAACAAGAGAAUGAUAUUGUGGUAAAAAUUGAUACAUUAUGGUCAGUUAUUGUUGAUGGUUUUUCAGAUGUCUGGCCUCCAACAAGAACUUCAGUGGCAGGAAUUUCUCUUGGAGAUGUAUGGCCAUUUGAUGGUCUUAAAAAAACAUCAGAUGCACAUGUCGACGAUCCUACAGAAAACCUUAUUCCAUUUCACAAACUUUCGCAAUGGCUAACUUAUUCACUUAUGGAACCGAUCACUAAAAUAUAUGGUGUUAAAUUUGAGGGAGUAGAACAUUUGACUGGAUUGCCAGAAUAUAGAAAUGGUGGUCUCUUUGUUGAUACUGGUGUUUUAACUCUCAAAUCAAUUGAUAUGGAUCGUGGUCUCGAUUACGCCAAAAAAUUUUCAAAAAAUGAUUUGGAGGUUGUUCCGAUGUUCGAAGCUGAUGAUUCUUUAGUGGUUGAAUGGCGUGCCAUGACAGUAAUUCUUUUAGAUAUAGUAGCACAGAGAAUUAGAGAUCACCUUGGUUUAUCUGAACAACAACUCUCAUUAGCUCAAGUACUUGAGGCAGGGACAUGGAAAGCUGGAAGAGAACUUGCUGCUUCUUUACGUCCAAAGACACGUGGACCUCCUAUUGCUAUAAAAUCUGACGGAACAGUGUUUUAA
This is a messenger RNA of Entrophospora candida, 2823 nucleotides long. The record is from the annotation of a GenBank genome assembly. NCBI's taxonomy places the organism in Eukaryota, Fungi, Glomeromycota, Glomeromycetes, Entrophosporales, Entrophosporaceae.